Molecule: messenger RNA, 1920 nt
Organism: Eutrema salsugineum
Lineage: Eukaryota; Viridiplantae; Streptophyta; Magnoliopsida; Brassicales; Brassicaceae
Product: aspartyl protease APCB1
Exons: 9
Coding region: 72-1814 (580 amino acids)
Biological process (GO): proteolysis
Molecular function (GO): aspartic-type endopeptidase activity
Source: RefSeq, a predicted model, not a curated record
UGAUUCUUACUUCUUAGACUAUUUUGACCAGUCCUCCUCCUACUCUGCAUUUUCGAUCGGAGAAUCCAAGAAUGGAGCCAGAUCUUCACGACCACCAGCAGCAACAGCGAGUCCACGGCGUAGUUAUAAUCACUCUCCCACCGUCCGAUAAUCCUUCCAAAGGCAAAACAAUCUCUGCUUUCACCCUCACUGACCACGAUUACCCACCUGAUAUCCGCCCCGAGGACGAGCGAAACCCGAGUUUUCAACCCGACCCGCUUCACCAAAACCCGCAAUCCGGACUUUGGUUCUCGGAUCUCUCCAUGAGCUCGCCGAGACUAGUGCUGGGUCUUCUCGGAAUCUCGCUUCUCGCGAUUGCUUUCUACGGCUCUGUUUUCCCAAACUCUGUUCAGCUGUUUAGGGUUUCUGAUGAGAGGGACCGUGAUGAGGAUAAUCGCCGUGAAACGGCGUCGUUUGUGUUCCCUGUGUACCACAAAUUGAGAGCUCGAGAAAUUCCUGAGCGUAAUUUGGCGGAAGCUUUGGAUGUAGUAAAGGAAGAGAAUGGAAUCUUUGUGGAAUCAAUUGAACAAGAGCUGGUCAACCCUGUAAAAGUCAACGAUGUUUUUUCUGCAAGCGUUGGUUCUUUGGACUCCUCCACCACCAUUUUUCCCGUCGGUGGAUAUGUGUAUCCAGAUGGGCUCUAUUUCACACGGGUUUUUGUUGGAAACCCUGAAAAAGAUGGACAUUACUUUCAUCUUGAUAUCGAUACUGGAAGUGACUUGACUUGGAUCCAAUGUGAUGCUCCUUGUACUAGUUGCGCUAAGGGAGCAAAUCAACUAUACAAGCCACGAAAAGAUAAGUUAGUUGGAUCUGCAGAACACUUAUGUGUAGAAGUGCAAAAGAAUCAAAUGACAGAACUUUGUGAGAGUUGUCAACAAUGUGACUACGAGAUUGAGUAUGCUGAUCUUAGCUCUUCCCUUGGAGUUCUCACCAAAGAUGAGUUUCAUCUCAAACUCCACAACGGAUCACUUGCCGCGUCUGAUAUAGUUUUCGGGUGUGGAUAUGAUCAGCAAGGCCUACUGUUGAACACUCUGCUGAAGAAAGAUGGGAUCCUCGGUCUGAGCAGAGCUAAAAUUAGCUUGCCUUCUCAACUUGCAAGCCAAGGUAUCAUCAGCAAUGUGGUUGGCCAUUGCCUUCCCUCUGAUCUAAACGGUGAAGGGUAUAUCUUCAUGGGCAGUGAUUUGGUUCCAUUACACGGCAUGACAUGGGUUCCUAUGUUUCACCAUUCUCACUUGGAAGUUCAUCAGAUGCAAGUUACAAAAGUGAGCUACGGGAAUGGUAUGCUUAGCUUAAGUGGCGAAAAUGGGAGAAUAGGGAAAGUCUUAUUUGACACAGGAAGCUCGUAUACAUACUUCCCUAAGAAGGCUUACUCCCAAUUGGUCACAUCACUUCAAGAAGUUAAAUUAACACGCGACGAAUCAGACAAAGCACUGCCUAUCUGUUGGCAAGCUAACUUUCUGAUUAGUUCCUUAUCGGAUGUUAAACGGUUCUACAAACCGAUAACCAUCCAAAUAGGGAGCAAAUGGUGGAUUAUAUCAAGAAAGCUUGUGAUUCAACCAGAGGAUUACUUGAUCAUAAGUAACAAAGGAAAUGUAUGUCUAGGGAUAUUAGAUGGAAGCAGUGUUCAUGAUGGUUCCACCAUUAUUCUUGGAGACAUAUCGAUGCGUGGACGCCUGAUCGUGUACGACAAUGUAAAACGGAGAAUCGGAUGGAUGAAAUCAGAUUGCGUUCGGCCUCACGAGUCUGAUCAAAAAUUACCUUUCUUUCAAGGAUGAAGAAGAUCAACCAUUCUUACAUAUGUGUUUUGUGUAAACUUGACACCUACCACGCGAGUGUUGAAUAGUAGUCCGUGUAAUUAGGUGUAAAUCACACACACUAACA